Messenger RNA from Procambarus clarkii (red swamp crayfish), 510 nucleotides. RefSeq lists its product as uncharacterized. The record is from RefSeq and is a predicted model, not a curated record. Lineage: Eukaryota; Metazoa; Arthropoda; Malacostraca; Decapoda; Cambaridae.
AUGGGCCCUCACCCACCACCUCCAGUUACAAGUGUGGCCCUCACCCACCACCUCCAGUUACAAGUGUGGCCCUCACCCACCACCUCCAGUUACAAGUGUGGCCCUCACCCACCACCUCCAGUUACAAGUGUGGCCCUCACCCACCACCUCCAGUUACAAGUGUGGCCCUCACCCACCAUCUCCAGUUACAAGUGUGGCCCUCACCCACCACCUCCAGUUACAAGUGUGGCCCUCACCCACCACCUCCAGUUACAAGUGUGGCCCUCACCCACCACCUCCAGUUACAAGUGUGGCCCUCACCCACCACCUCCAGUUACAAGUGUGGCCCCUCACCCAUCACCUCCAGUUACAAGUGUGGCCCUCACCCAUCACCUCCAGUUACAAGUGUGGCCCUCACCCACCACCUCCCGUGACAAGUGUGGCCCCUCACCCACCACCUCCAGUUACAAGUGUGGCCCUCACCCACCACCUCCAGUUACAAGUGUGGCCCUCACCCACCUCCUCCCGUGA